Messenger RNA from Dacryopinax primogenitus, 1092 nucleotides. RefSeq names its product DNA repair protein rad10. Gene Ontology annotation, molecular function: damaged DNA binding; single-stranded DNA binding. The transcript has 3 exons. Gene Ontology annotation, biological process: meiotic mismatch repair; nucleotide-excision repair; mitotic recombination. Gene Ontology annotation, cellular component: nucleotide-excision repair factor 1 complex; ERCC4-ERCC1 complex; nucleus. The record is from RefSeq and is a predicted model, not a curated record. The coding region runs from base 1 to 1092 and encodes 363 amino acids. NCBI's taxonomy places the organism in Eukaryota, Fungi, Basidiomycota, Dacrymycetes, Dacrymycetales, Dacrymycetaceae.
AUGCCAGUACUAUCCCGCUCAACCACCCCCGCUGCAGGGCCUUCCAAUCCCACUUUGUCACGUCCUAUCCGUCCUCCCGUCUUUCAACCGCCGCGGCCCGCAGGCGGCGGUUCCACAUCCAUCAUCGUCAACCCCUGCCAGCGAGGGAACACCGUUCUGGACGCGAUCAAGAAUGUACCAUGGGAAUAUGGUCAGAUCGCCCCUGAUUACCAGGUGGGCGCGACUACCGGAGUGCUCUUCCUGAGCUUGAGAUAUCAUCGGCUGCAUCCGGAGUAUAUCCAUACGAGGAUCGGGAAGCUCGAAGGGAGGUAUAUGCUGAGAGUGCUUCUGAUGAUGUGUGAUGUGACGGAGCACGAGGAACCGAUACGCGAGCUGACGAAAGUCUGUUUGAUUAACAAUCUCACUAUUAUGGUCGCUUGGACACCGGAGGAAGCGGGUCUCUAUCUUUCCACAUACAAACUCUUCGAACACAAGCCGCCUGACCGGAUCAAAGAACGCGUAGACAAGGACUAUACCUCGCUCCUCCGUGCGGCACUCACCAGUAUUCGCGGAGUGAACAAAACCGACGUCACUACUUUAUCUUCUAACAUCGGCAGCGUGGCAGAGAUUGCAGAGGCGAGCGAGGAGGCAUUGCUGACUUGCCCCGGGUUCGGGGAGGUGAAGAGCCGAAGAGUUGUCGAAGCGUUCCAGAGGCCUUUCAGGAAUAACUUGUUUGGAGAAGCGAGGGAUAGGAACCCGUCUGGAGGAGGGCGGGCGGCACAGAGAGAAGAAACGCUCAGCGUUGUCGGAGAAGAGACGCCAACGGAACAGGAACCGCCCUCGGCACAACCGCGGAAUACGAGGCAAAGGGCACCCAGUCCUGAAUGGGACGACUUUGAUUUGGAUGACGAGGAAGAUGUUGUACAAGCUACGGACCUACCAGCCACCUCGUUAUCAACAAGACAGCAGAAGGUACUUGAGGUAGACGACCUGAGCAGCGAUGACGAACCGCCCCCGAAACGUACUCGAACGAAUGGAUUCAGUCAUGCGGAGGAGGAUGAAAGACCGAGAAGACAAAGCCCGGAGUGGGACAUCGAUCUGGAUCUCAACUGA